Messenger RNA from Leucoraja erinaceus (little skate), 2328 nucleotides. RefSeq names its product procathepsin L-like. The record is from RefSeq and is a predicted model, not a curated record. Lineage: Eukaryota; Metazoa; Chordata; Chondrichthyes; Rajiformes; Rajidae. The transcript has 8 exons. Gene Ontology annotation, molecular function: cysteine-type endopeptidase activity. Gene Ontology annotation, biological process: immune response. Gene Ontology annotation, cellular component: lysosome. The coding region runs from base 184 to 1197 and encodes 337 amino acids.
GAUAAGCGGCGAGAGCGAUUGAACUCUGCCAGUCUGUGCAGCCGUCGUGUGUGGAGGGCGAGGGCGAGGGACCAGCCGCUGUUGGUGAGGAUCAGACCAGAGAUCUACUUGCAACUGGAGAGAAGGGUUCCUGCAGGCACGCAACAACCGGAGCAGAAGGUGGGGACCUCGAGAAGGUAGUACAUGAUGAAGCCAUCCUUCCUUUCCAUUUGCUUGUGGGCACCCUUCCUGGCUGUAGCCUUUGGCCACAUGCACAAUCCCGCAUUGGAUGGGGCCUGGCUGAACUGGAAAUCGUUUCACAAGAAGGAAUACAUAGAGAUUGAAGGUAAUUACAGGAGAUCGGUGUGGGAGGAGAACUUGCAGUUAAUUGAACUCCACAACCUGCAACAUUCCAUGGGACAGCACUCCUUUCAGAUGGGAAUGAACUACUUUGGAGACCUUACGGCCAAGGAGUUCAAUGAAUUUUGGAACCGGUUCCACGCAUUUGAAAUGAAGGACUUGAUCAGGAAGGAGGCAGCUUCAGGUGGUCCCAAGCCUUCCAAACUCCCUCAGAGUGUUGACUGGAGGACCAAAGGUUACGUGACCGGAGUAAAAAACCAGGGUCGCUGUGGUUCUUGCUGGGCAUUCAGUGCUGUUGGCGCCCUUGAAGGACAAACAUUCAGGAAGACAGGGAAACUCAUCUCGUUGAGUGAGCAGAACUUGGUUGAUUGCUCCAACGCAGAGGGCAACCAUGGAUGCAAUGGUGGCCUGAUGCAAUAUGCUUUCGAUUACGUACAGUCUAACAACGGGAUUGAUGCUGAACAAUAUUAUCCUUAUAUUGGCUCCGAUGGCAUCUGUAAGUAUAAUCCUGGUGGGAAUGCAACCUCUUGCCACGGUUCGAGGUAUGUACGCCAAGGUAAUGAAACGGCGCUGGCAGAAACAGUGGCCAUUGUUGGACCGAUUUCUGUUGCCAUUGAUGCAAAACAUAGUUCGUUCCAGUUUUACCAAUCAGGAGUUUACUACGAGCCAAGAUGCAAUGGUUUUAAGGUCAACCAUGGAGUACUAGUAGUGGGAUAUGGAAGCGAAAAUGGACAGAAAUAUUGGAAUGUUAAAAACAGCUUUGGAAUGAACUGGGGAGACCAUGGCUACAUCAAGAUGGCCAGGAACAUGAAUAACAACUGUGGAAUAGCUACCUAUGCAAUCUAUCCUCUGGUUUAGGAUAGCACCGAUUAUCAUCUUUGCAAAACAAAACGUAUGGCACUUUCUACAACAUUAAAUGUUUCCACAUUUUGUUUUAUCGGUGUUUGUUUAUUAUGGACUUUGAAUCUUGAAUAAAUUCUAGUGUCUACCAAAUAACCUUUGAAUUAUGAUGUCGAAGCAUCUCAGAUGCUUGUUUCAAUUUUGGUCGCUCUUAUUGUGUCCAUCAUUAAUUUAGACAUUAAAUAUUGUGAGUCCAAGAACCAAGUUACUAUUAAAUUUGCAGAUUGGAAGAAUGCUCCUUUGGAAAUAUUCUACGAUACCAAGCUCAUCAGGUGUAAAUUUUAAAUGUCUUUUACACUGACAAUAUUACUCCCAUGCGGAUUAGAGAGGAUUGGGUAAUUCAGCUAUUAAACAAAUCUACUGGGCACACUGCGGUGGCAAACCAAGAUAAUUUUAUCUACGUAGUUUGAAAGCCACUACCCUGCACUUUCUGCACAAUCUACUGCAGAAAUAACCUUAUUUUGUACAAGAAUAGAAGGUGAGAAUAGUUACACUCAUCAAUAUUCCAGAAAAAUCAGAAUGGGUCUUUGGUAGAUUUAAAAUGGAAAAUGAGAAAUGAAAUGUGUGGCAGUUGGGGAAAAAAAGCAAAGAAUUGUAACAAGUCAGGAUGUAGGAGAACUAAACUAAUUAACCAGUUAGCCUGAGGUCCUUAAAUUAGCAAGGAUUUGUGCUUUUUCAAAAGCACAAAUGGCACAUUGGUGCAGCAGUUGAGUUGUUGCCUUACAACGCCAGGUUCGAUCCUGACUGUGGGUGCUGUCUAUAUGGAGUUUGCACGUUCUCCCUGUGACUGGGUGUGUUUCUUUUAGGUGCUCCAGUUUCCUCCCACAUUCCAAAGACGUGCAGGCUUGUAGGCUAAUUGGCUUCUGAAAACUGUCCUUAGUGUGCCGGAUAGAACUAGUGUUUGGGUGAUCACUGGUCGGCAGGAACUCGGUGGGCCAAAGAGCCUGUUUCCACGCUGUAUCUCUAAAACUAAAACUGUCCCAAACUAAGUUUCUGCUCUGUCUGAUGUUUCAAACAACUUUUCUCUCGGUGAACAAUGUACAUUUCUUUGUUUAUAUUGUACCUUGAAAUAAAAAACAUGAAUAAAAA